Messenger RNA from Closterium sp. Naga37s-1, 7023 nucleotides. The record is from the annotation of a GenBank genome assembly. Lineage: Eukaryota; Viridiplantae; Streptophyta; Zygnematophyceae; Desmidiales; Closteriaceae.
AUGGUUGAGGCGCAAGGGACGCAAGUGGAAGGCACGCGGAAGCAGCAGCGGGCUGAGGUGGCGCAGACAGAGGCAAUAGUAGUCCGGGCGGGCGAGUCUGGACUCUUCCUCACGGGAAUGCGCGUCGUGGUGGGCGGCUCGUCCAACAGCGUCGUCAAUAAGGUCAACUCACCUCAGGUCAACUCCCCUCAGGUCAACUUCCGUCAGGUCAACUCCCCUCAGGUUGAGGACAAUGUGAGGCGCGCAGGGGGAACGGUGCUGCCCGCUUAUGACCCCUCCUGCUCCCUUGUGAUUGUCGAUGACCUCACCAUGGUAACAACCGUUGCGACUGGACUGUGGUGUCUCCCCUUCCUUUGCCACCUGCACCCAUGCCGUGCAGCCCUCACAUGUCUUUUCUCCCCAGCAGAACACUCCAUGUGCGAGAACAGCGAGCGUGCGAGGGCAGAGAGCGUGCGAGAGCAGAAGAGCACGUGGGAGGGCAGAGAGCGUGGGAGGGCAGAGAGCGUGGGAGGGCAGAGAGCGUGCGAGGGCAGAGAGCGUGGGAGUGCAGAGAGCGUGGAAGGGCAGAGAGCGUGGAAGGGCAGAGAGCGUGCGAGGGCAGAGAGCGUGGGAGUGCAGAGAGUGACACCAAGUUUGAGGGAGUGGAGGCUGGUGUCAGAAGAACGAUACUCCGCCAGCCCUCCAGUGACACGUUCUCCCCCACUCCCUUUCCUGCUCACCAUUUCCCCCCUCCUUCGUUGCUGCUCACCAUUUUCCCCCACUCCCUCCCCUGCUCACCAUUCUCCCCCACCACCUCCCCUGCUCACCAUUCUCCCGCACUCCCUUCCAUACUCACCAGUCUCCCCCACUCUUUCGGACCUGCAGAGUGGAGAGGAGGCAGAACUGCAGCGGCUGCAGGAGGCAACAGCAGCGGCAGCAGCAGCAGUGGAGGCGCAGCUGCGAGGUGCUGCCUCGCAGGCCUCUGCCACCACGCCCGCAACUCAACGAGAUGCCGGGAAUGGUGGUGGUGCUGCUGCUACACGCGGUGCUGAUACAGGCGGUGCUGUUGCUGGUGCUGUGGGUGCUGCUGCUACACGCGGUGCUGCUGCUACACGUGGUGCUGCUGCAUGCGGUGGUGCUGUGUAUGGGCCGUCAGAGCGUGGCGUGGCAGGUGGUGACGUUACUGGCCAUGGUUCAAAGGAUCAUGCUGCCAACACACAUGGUGCCGGGGGAAAUCGAGUUACAAUGGGGCCAGAUGCUGCCAAUUCACAUGGUACUGAGGGAAAUCGAGUUAUUACAACAGAUGAACUUGGUGGUGCUGCACUUGCCAACGGAGGCUCGUUAGACGAGAGUGCAGCCGAGGCUGUUGGGAUGACAGCCAAUCACGCCACUCGUGCCACUGUUGUCAACCAUGCAACGCCUGUCGUUUGUGCUUCUACUGCACUAGCUGCUUCUGGUGCUGUUGUGGGAGAGGGAAGGGGCGAUGCGGCAGGUGGGGCGAGGACGAGCGGUGCACACGCACGGGAAAGAGGUGAUGUGAGGGUGGGGGGUGGAGAGGUGGAAGGGGGUGUGCAGAGAGGUAUGGGUCGACGGAGUGGUGUGGCAAUGGUUGCAGGCUGUGAGGCGCGCAGGGGACGAGAGGGAGGUGAGGGGGGAGGUGAGGAGGGAGGUGGGAAAGGAGGUGAGGAGGGGAUUUGGAGUGGCCUCAAUAGAGGAGAGGGAGCUGGGGCUGCUGCAGCAGUGGUUGCAGGCUGUGAGGCACGCAGGGGACGAGAGGGGUUUAGGAAGGCAGUGGAAGAGGUGGUGAAAGUACAUGGAGGUGUCAUGAUGGGAGAGGAGGGAGUGGGGGAGGAGGUCAGGGGAGAGGAAUGGACAGUGCAGGAGCGGGAGGAGGGAGAGGAGGAGGGUAAUGAGGAUAUGAAGGAAGAGGGGGAGGAAGAAGAGGAAGGGGAGGAGAGAGGAGAUGAGGAAGGAGAGGAGACGGGGGAAGCGCAAGGGGAGGAGGGAGGGGAGGAGGUGCUUUGUGGGCAAGAGGACAUGGAUGAUGCGGAAACUGAGGAGGAGAGAGAGGAGGGAGAGGAGGAGGAGGGAGCGGAGCGAGGGGAAGAGUGGUGUGAGAAAGGGGAUGAGGAAGAGGAAAUGGGACAGGGGGACAUGUGGCAGCGACUAGAUGGGGUGGAAACUGGGGAGGGCAGGGAAGCGCGAGUGAGGCAUGGUGGGGAGGGCGAGGGGAGUAAGGGCGGGGAGGGUAAUGGGGGUGAAGAGGCGGAGGGUGAGGGGGGGGAGGGGGGGGAGGGUGAGGGGGGUGAAGGGGGGGAGCAGUCACCCGAACCACAGGGCGUUGUUGUGAACCUGAGAGGCAUCUUUGACUCCGUGAGCGAAGGGACAGGCGGUUCAGCAGGUGGUGUGGCAGGUGAGCGUGCUACAGCUGAGCGUGCUACAGCUGAGCGUGCUACAGCUGAGCGUGCUACAGCUGAGCGUGCUACAGCCGAGCGUGCUAGAGUGGUGAGUCCACUUCAGGCAAGCGGGCAAGGAAGUGUGGCUGCUGACGUGGCAGAUGCAGCCUGUGAUGUGGCUAGCGUGGCAGGUAGCCUGGCUGACGUGACAACUGCCGCAGGGGAUGGGGCUGCUCCAGUGCCUGAAAAUGUAUCGCAAGCCAAGGUUUACCACCACCACCACAACCAGCAGCAGCAGCAGCAGCAGCAGCAGCAGCAGCAGCAGCAGCAGCAGCAUCAGCAGCAGCCGGAGCAGCAGCAGCAGCAGCAGCAGGAGCAGGAGGAACAAGAGGAGCGAGCUGCUAAAACAGCAGCAGUACCUUCUCCAACCCAGCCGCAAUCACAGCCACUGCGCCUGAAUGGCAUGCACGCAGGCAUAGGCAUGGCGUUGGAUAUGGGUGGACUGAGCUGCAGCUCCGGUCGUGGUGCUGCCGUUGCUAACAAGCAUGCAGGGGGGAGCAGCUGUAGUGGCAGACCUGGGGGGAGUCUGGUGAGUAAUGGCAAGCAUGUGGAGAGGGGCAUUCAUACUGGCAGAUCAGAGAGGGUGCUGGUGUGCGGCGGCAAGUGUGCAGAGUCCAGUGGCCGUGGAGGGAAGCUCCAAGUGAGGCAUCUUCGGGAGGAGCAGAUUGGCAGCGGCAAUGGGGAGAAGGUGGGUGGUAUUCCUCAGAGUUCCAAUCCGGUGGAAAGGGAUGCAGAUGGCAGAGGGGACAAUGUGGAUACUCCUCAGGCCAGGUCGAUGCACAAGGAGGGUGGCGGCUGUGGUGAUGGCAAGGAUGCGAGGGAGGAGGUGGGACGGGGGGAUGAGGGCGGUGGUGUAAUGGGAGGAGGGACUGAUGAUGGUGCGAUGGGAGGGGGAAAUGACGAUGCAGUAGCUGGUGCUAGGGAGGCUUGUGGUGGUGCUGAGGGGGGUAAAAGUGGAGGGGGGGAUUGUGAGGGGAGGAACAGUGACAGGGGGAACACUGGAGGUGGAAAGAAUGAGGAUGAUGCUAUGUGUGAUACGGAUGUUGACAAGCCUGUUUGUCAUAAUGAUGAUUUGGAUAGUAGCAGCGAGGAUGGGGUUUGUGCUGCCAAAGGCAAGGAGAACGAGGAUGCUUGUAAGGGGGAUGGAGAUGAGGAUGGGCCGAUGGUCUCCUCGCUUCCUGAUUGGCUGCAGGGCGAUGUGGUCAUUGGCCACGUGGCACCCUCCCCAUUGGUCAAAUCGUUCCACCGGAGAAAGCCGGCUCUGGGGAAGGAGAACGUUGAGAAAGCGGAUCUUGAGACGGAGGUGUGUGCAAAGGGGUCGGUGAGGGGCGGGAGCAGUGGCAGGGGGAAGAGAGGGGGGCGGGAAAAGGGGAGAGGAGGAGGAAGCAGGGGACGGGGCAGAGGUGUGGAGAGGAGGAAGGAUGGGCUGCUGUCAAUGGCUGUAGAAGGCGGAGAGGAGGAGGGGCGGGAGGAGAGUGCAGGGAAGAGGGGGCGUGAGGAGAGGGAUGGGGGCAGGAAGAAGAGGAAGGGGAGCGAGCGACGAGAGGGAAAGAGGCAGAGGGAUGAGGAGGGUGUGGAUGGAAGAGAGGUGGAGGAAGGCGAGGUUCGGGUGGGUGAUAUGGAUGAAGGGGCGAGAUGCGGUGGAGAGGGAUGGGGGAGGUUGGAGGGCGGUGCUGCAGCUGGGGAAGUGGAGGUGCAUAGGGUUGGCGAGGAAAGGGAGAGGGAAAGAGAGCUGAGGACGAAACGCCGAGAGGAUCCCUUGAGAGGUGGGAAGCGUUGGAAAGAGGAGAGAACAGAACGAGGGAAGGCGUGUGGGAUGGACGAGGGGGAGGGAAAAGCUGGGAGAGAGCUGCAGCAGCAGGAGGAGGAGGAGCAGCAGCAGCAGCAGCAGCAGCAACAGCAACAGGGGGACGUAGACGCUGAAAGGAGCGAGGGGGGAUGGGAGGAAGAAUGUGAGAGGGAGAAGCAGCAGCAGCGGAGGGUUUUGAAGCGCCUCAAAACGGUAAAGCAGCAGCAAGAGGCAAAUGGAUAUGCAGAACGGAGGGAGGCCGAGGGAGAAGAGGUGAAGGAGAAAGGCAGGGGCGGUAGAGGCAAGGCAGAUAUUGCUGCUGCUGCUGCUGUUGCUGCUUCUGCUUCUGCUUCUGCUGCUGCAAAGCGGAGGAAAAGUGAGUCUGGGACGGCUGGAGAGACGCGGGUUGGGAAGAAGAAGUGUGUUGAGAGUGGCAAGGGUGCAGGAGGAGGGGAGAGGAAAGGACAAAGAGGCACAGGAAUCGGGUGUGAAGCGAGGAGGAGUGGAGAGAGAAUAGGAACUGACGAUGAGGAAGGUGUGGGGGAAGAGAGUGGUGAUGAGUUGGGUGCUGGGGGAGAGAGUGAGAAUGACGUUGUGGUGGUUGGUGCAGAGGAGAGUGAUGAUGAGGCUGUGAUGGUGCAUGGGGAUGUGGAGGACGAGAAGCCGGAUAUGAAUGCACGCAAAAACGCACCUGCUGCUCCUGCUGUUAAGGGGACUGAUGUGUGUCCACCGACUGAGGCUGCUGGGACUGGUAGGAAGAGGGGGCGCAAGCAUGCAGUGGAGGGCAGUGGUAGGGGUGUGAAGGGCAGAGGGAGGAAGAGAGUGAGUGGGAGCACAGAUGGAGACGAAGAGGAGAGUGCAGAGGAGAAAGAUGCACGCAGGAGGGGGGGUGCUUCUACUGCUAAACCUGCACUAAGAUCCAAAGCUGCCGCUACUGCCAAAACCACUGCCACUGCCAAACCUACUGAUAAUGCCAUACCUGCUGCUACUGCCAAACCUAAUGAUACUGCCAAGCCUACUGCUACUGCCAAACCAGCUCCCACUGCCAAGCCCACUGCUACCAAAGCCCGCACUGCUUCCCUGACGCCCAUCACGCGGUUUUUCCAGCCAAUAAGCAGCUCCAGCCCCAGUGGCAGCGGUGGUGGUGCUGCUGGUGGUGGUGCUGGUGCUGGUGGUAGCAUUGGUGGUCGUGCCAGCAGCAAGAGCUGCAGCCAGGCAGACGGGCAGAAACGAGACGCUGUGGCAGCAACCAAAGGGGGGGGCGAGCAGGGCGAGGCAGAGGGCAGUGGAGACAAGGGAGGUGCGGAGAUGAGCAUGUGGGGGGGCGGAGAACGGUGGUUCCUGCUGGGGGGGUCUUCACGCAGUGAAGGGCAACUGAGGGCCAUUGUCACUAAGCUGGGCGGCCGCGUGUGUGGCGAGGCAGGGAGCGCUGCUGCUGAUGCUGCCGCUGGUGGUGGUGCUGGUGGUAAGGGUGGCAAGGGCGGGAAGGGGGGGCGGAAGGGCGAGAAGGGGGAGGGAGCGGAGCUGCAGUGGCACCCCAAGGCCACGCAUGUCAUCCUGCCCCCGCCGCUGAAGCGCACUGAGAAGCUCAUUGCUGCCCUGGCUGCUGGCCGGUGGUGGCACCCCAACGCCACGCAUGUCCUGUCCCCGCUGCUGAAGCGCACUGAAAAGCUCAUUGCUGCCCUGGCUGCCGGACGGUGGGUGCUCCAAUCAUACUACCUCACAGCGAGUGCAGCAGCAGGCCAUUUCCUCCCAGAGGGCCCGUGGGUGCUCACACCACACUACCUCACAGCCAGCGCCACAGCGGGCCAUUUCCUCCCCGAGGGCCCAUUUGAGUGGCGGGGCGAGGGCAGCAGCAACAGGGAUGGCUUCAACAAGCCCUCGCACUCUCAUACCACCUCCCCAUCUCCCUUCCACCCACCCCAGGUGGGUGCUCACACCAGACUACCUCACAGCCAGCGCUGCAGCGGGCCAUUUCCUCCCGAGGGCCCCUAUGAGUGGGCGGUGAGGGACUAUCUCACAGCCAGCGCCACAGCGGGUCAUUUCCUCCCGGAGGGCCCGUUUGAGUGGCGGGGCGAGGGCAGCAACAGGGAUGGCACGGUGGAGCUGGCAGCGCCUGGCAAGUGGCGUCAGCAGUGCGACAGGAAUGGGGGCCGAGGGGCGUUUCAUGCUGUGCGGGUGCUGCUGGUGCCGCCAUCUGACAGCCCCUCCUCUAUGCAACAGGGAUGGCACAGUGGAACUCGCAGCGCCUGGCAAAUGGUGCCAGCAGUGCAGCAGGAAUGGGGGGAGAGGGGCGUUUCACGGGGCACGGGUGCUGCUGGUGCCUCCCCCAGAUGGCCCUUCCUCUAUGGUGCGUGGCACGUGUGUGUGAAGGGAGAUGCUGCUAGAGUGGACGUGCUGCACCGCAUUCUCACAGCAGGGGGGGCGGACGUGACUCGAGCCUCAGAGCCCUGUGUGGCGGCGGCUCUCACGCCGCAGUUUGACUUCAUUGUGCUCAAGCCAGGGGCUGCUGGUGGUGCUGCUGGAGGUGCUGCUGGUGCUUCUGGAGGUGCUGCUGGUGGUGCUGCUGGAGGUGCUGCUGGUGCUGGAGCUGCUGGAGGUGCUGCUGGUGCUUCUGGAGGUGUUGCUGGUGCUGGAGCUGCUGGAGGUGCUGCUGGUGCUUCUGGAGGUGCUGCUGGUGGUGCUGCUGGAGGUGCUGCUGGUGCUGGAGCUGCUGGAGGUGCUGCUGGUGCUUCUGGAGGUGCCGCUGGUGUUGGAGCUGCUGGAGGUGCUGCUGGUGCUGGAGCUUCUGGAGUCUGA